This is a messenger RNA of Megalobrama amblycephala (Wuchang bream), 2247 nucleotides long. RefSeq lists its product as uncharacterized. Lineage: Eukaryota; Metazoa; Chordata; Actinopteri; Cypriniformes; Xenocyprididae. The record is from RefSeq and is a predicted model, not a curated record. Bases 601 to 1974 code for a protein of 457 amino acids. The transcript is spliced from 14 exons.
UCUUUAAAACAUGAUGAAUUUUAAAAUAGCCUAUGGAAAACAACAUAUCAUAGCUAGCAUACAUUUUGUUAAUGUGAAAAGAAGGUCGCGCAUCCUUUUUUUUUUUUGCUAAAAUCUAACAAGGGGGAUUUCUUACAAAUAUUUCUUUGAUAAUUGGGUAAAACGUGAGCACAACAGGGCUACAAUGAACAAAGUGAAAUGAAUGGGCUAUAAGGUAUCGAAAGGACUGAGGUUGUGUAAGCUCGCGCUAUGGCAACGACCCCUUAAACACAGAUCAGACCUGAAACUCAGCACACUUCGCUGUGAGCUCUUACUGUGGAGACGAGUUUGAUGCUACAGCGAAAAAUACUUAGUCAUUUAGAAAAUUUCUUCGUUGACAGGGUUGAAACUACGUAGGUUAUAUAAAAUAUAUAGUCAUUACAGUAACACACUGUGUAGUUGUUGUCGUUAGAAAAGCUGUUUAGCUUGUGGAGUGAUUCUUCAAAUUGUCAGGAAACCUAUAGGCUACUAGUUGAUUGUUAGUAUAAUCAAAGGCUUCAGAGGGCAGAUUUUUAUUGCUAAACUGGCCUAUUUACAUCUUAAUAGCUCACUGGUCUGAUUAUGAAAAUGAAAACCGAAGAGAUUCAUCAUAUCAGCUCGCUUCCGCCUAUCCUGGACUCUUACCAGUCAGCACAGUGUCCAGAGAAGGCAGCCAGUCUAUCUGAACGUCAGAAGCAGAGGAGUCAGCAAAGCCACAUUGCAGUGACUUCUACUUAUGCUGUGGAUUCUGAUCAAGUCCUUGAGAGAAAACGAAAAGCUCUUCUAGAUCAGCGCCAUCUAGAGACAUACUACAGAAUACACCGCUUGAAAGACAUGCUUUCACAUCAGUAUGCUACAUUACUGAGGGAAAAAGUUCAAAGACAAAGGCAAGAGAUGAAGCCUCAUGAUCCAGAUAAUUCCAAUCUCAGGAAAGGACUUAAAGAGCAGAAGUUUGUCACCAUUCAGAGGGUCACCAGAUCAACCCUCACACAUAAUGACGCAUACUUGAGGUGUCUACCUAAAACACAUCACUACCUGGUUUUGGAACUGCAGAAACAGCUGACCCGACUUGGGUAUCUUCAGAGCCGCAGAGAGCAGGAGGUGUUCAGGUUUUGGGCGGAACAACAUAGAAGCACAAGUCAAUUAGAGAAGCAACUACAAGCAAUUGGCAAUGAGAACAGCAGUAAUUCCAGCCCAGAUAUGACUCUUAAGGACCUGCUAAAACAGAAGUCUGGAUCUCUACCGAAACUUCAGAUCACAUUGGAUGACUCCACAGCACAACACGAACAUAUGCCAGUCUCACUAAGAGAGGGUGGAGGAGGGGUGAAUGCUUUCCAACUGCAGGGCAAACAGACCUGGGGACAAGACGAAACUGAGCUCAUGUUUCCUGAGGUCUUCACUCGGGAGCUCAAAUUGCCUAAAUUUUCCACUCUGAAGUCCACCUUCCUGGAAGAACUCAGCUCCAACUUGCUUUGUUGGAGAAGCCAUGAGCCACUGAUCAAGUCAAAGACUACUGACAUUACCUACAAAAUGAGAUUAAUGCACAAUCUCUCGCUCUCUCACAUGGCUGACACCCAGAGAAUCAUGGCAAAAAAUGAAAAAUGGAGCUUGCAAUGCACAGAUGGUUUUAGCAUCAAAGAAUUGGAGAUGAAGCAUGAAUAUUCUCACAAUAUCCAAAUUCAGAAGACCAGAUGCCCUACAGAGCCUGAUCCUACUACACACCGUGAUCAGGGUAAACCUGAGAGCCCAGAUUCCUUAAGUGAAAAUCCAAAUGCACAUUUCUCACCAAGUAGUCUCCAGCCAGCUGGGAAAAGCACAGAAGAAUCCUCAUCUAGUUGUGUUGGAGAUCCUCGUUCAUCAUAUACAGAUGUGCCUCUAUGCAUAUCUGAUGUCUAUACUAAACAUGCUGUUGAGGUGGAAAACUGUGACAUGAAAAUGUGGACAAAUUAUAUUUAGACCACUGGUGUUGAUCUGCCACUUUAAAACAGGUCCAAGAUGCUGUUGCUGUUAGAGGAAAGAAAGACAGAGUUGUCCUUCUUAAACUUUUUUCCAUUGCAAUGUUUAAUUUACUAUGAAUUUAUUUAAUAAUUAUCGAAAUGAUAAUCUAGUUAUAGCCUACAUGUUUUAAUCAUGUCAUGUUAAAAUUCUAAGCCUGUCUUCAUUUGUUACUCAAUUGUACACAUAUUUUGGUAUACAGAUGCUUUUUAAAUAAAAAUAAUUUCAAAAGUG